Molecule: messenger RNA, 1901 nt
Organism: Synchiropus splendidus (mandarinfish)
Lineage: Eukaryota; Metazoa; Chordata; Actinopteri; Syngnathiformes; Callionymidae
Product: PRELI domain-containing protein 1, mitochondrial-like
Exons: 7
Coding region: 271-843 (190 amino acids)
Biological process (GO): phospholipid transport
Cellular component (GO): mitochondrial intermembrane space
Molecular function (GO): phosphatidic acid transfer activity
Source: RefSeq, a predicted model, not a curated record
GACACUGCUAAUACUUGAGCUCUUCCGGUGGCUACUGUGUUUGUAAUCUCCUGCUGACUCCUGUGUUGCAUGUAAAAAUCGGUCCGGGCAUCGCUUUUCGAGGGCCACUUGUAACGCCGACUAUGAAAAACAAGCAUAUCUGGAUGUGAUCGUCCAAGAAACAACAGGCCGGAGGUGGCGUCUGGAUGGAGUCAGCUCCUGAGGUUUCAUUUCUCUUUUCACACCUGGGAAGUGGCUGCAUGUCUCACAGCCGUUCUCAUCGCCAAGAGAAUGGUCAAGUACUUCUGCAGUAAGGUGGACAUCAACAGCACCUGGGAACAAGUUGCCUCUGCUUUCUGGCAGAGGUAUCCGAAUCCGUUCAGCACUCAUGUUCUCACCGAGGAUGUGGUGUACCGGGAGGUGACGGCGGACAACAGGCUUCUCUCCAGACGCCUCCUGAUGAAGACCAACCGGCUCCCCCGCUGGGCUGAGCGCUUCUUUCCCUCCGGCAUGUCUCGCUCUGUUUACAUCAUCGAGGACUCCAUUGUCGACCCUGUGAACCGGAGCCUGACCACCUACACCUGGAACCUCAACCACACAACCCUCAUGUCAGUUGAGGAACGUUGUGUUUUCCAAGAUGCAGAGGAUCAACCCGCCACCACUCGACUGAAACGGGAAGCUUGGAUCUCCUCCGGCAUCUAUGGCUUCUCCAGGCCCAUCCAGGAGUUCGGCCUGGCGCGGUUCAAGAGCAACCAGGCGAAGGCCAUGCGAGGCCUGGAGUUCGCUCUGUCCAACCUGCAGGAAAUCAGCCUCAGACUGAGUGUCAUGGACCGACGUCCCCGCGGCUGCUCAGAGACUCGGUGAAGGACGCGGCCAAGACCCUCCGCGCCUCCGCUCCGCAGAAGCCUGCGCAGUUCGUCUGAAGCUCGCCGGCGUCACGUCCGAGGUUUCUGCUCUCAUUCCGCCUCUGUGUUGUUUUUCUUAUGCUCAGAUUCCGACCGAGCAAUCUGUGUGAGAGUCUGUGUGAGAGUCAGAAAGAGAGGAGCACCUUCUUCUUUUGAACUUCAAUCGCUUUCGUUUUGUUUUUAGCUAAUUAAAUGUUCUGACUUUUACACUGGAAGUGACCCACCUACUUUUCAUUUCCAUGAACGUACUGGAGUGUCUCUGCCUGAUCAUGUGACGCGUGUGUUCUUAUUUAAUAUUUAAAAUAACAUAGUUUAUGUUCAUUCGUGUUUUCACGGAACCAUGUAUGGACUUAGACUGAUGCUUUCUCGGUUGUGCAUGUCUGAAGCGACCAUGUGACCAAAGUCUACCUAACUCUAGCUCUCGCAGGCGGCUGGUGCUCUGACUGGUUCUCCAGCUGCGGGGUUAUAGUGCGUGUGGGCGCCCUCAGUCGGUCGUGAAUCAUUUCUGUGAGAUUUUUAUUAUUGCGCAGAAAGAAUAUUUCUCUUGCAUAAAAUAAAACGAUUACGAUUUUCAGUGACACUUUUACAUUACAGGCUCUGUGUGUGAUGUGAGUUUCAUGAAGUGUCUGAUAUUUCUAAAGUUUGAUUCAAGUCAAAUGAGAUCAGAAUCUAUUAAUAAAGAAUCGUUUUAGAACUGGUCAUAGAAGUUUAUUUCUUCUUGUUUAAGCAAUGAAUGCUAUGCGCUAGUUCCAUGUUGUCGAGUGUCUAACAAAUUGAUUCAUUUUGGGCUGUUACUGUUAAUAGCCAAUAUUUGAUAUUGUUCGUUUUAUUUGUUAGAGUUGUUAUAGUUAAAUUUGUAAUAGUUAAAUUCAAAAUUGAAAGAUGUUUUUUUAAAUGGUGGACUUGAUAGUGUAUAUAUCUUUAUAUUUGUUAGAAUAGUUAAAUUCAACUUUUUUUUUUUAAUGGUUGAUUUAUUAUAUAUAUAUAUUCCCUGAAUAGACUUGUUGAACUAAACAU